Messenger RNA from Sphaeramia orbicularis (orbiculate cardinalfish), 994 nucleotides. RefSeq names its product PLAC8-like protein 1. The transcript is spliced from 4 exons. Lineage: Eukaryota; Metazoa; Chordata; Actinopteri; Kurtiformes; Apogonidae. The coding region runs from base 129 to 572 and encodes 147 amino acids. The record is from RefSeq and is a predicted model, not a curated record.
CCAAAACACUACAGUCAAGAAAGAAGCACAAGUGAACAAAUGUGAGAGUCAAAGUAGGAAAAGGAGGUUCAACAGGGCUCAUUCUGUGGAUCGGUGAGGAUUUUUACGUCUGUGAAAACUUUCCACAGAUGGAUACCUUAGAAAUGUCCCGACAGGUGGUCCAGGUCCAGCCACAGACCAGGGUCCAGGAGGCGGGGCAGUGGAGUACUGGCCUGUGUGAAUGUUACAAAGACAUGGGAGACUGCUGCUUCGCCCUGUGCUGCCUCCCACUGUUCACCUGUAAAGUCACCAGUGCCGUGGGUGCAUGCCCCUGUUUACCUCUGCUCGACUGCCUCGGCUGCGUACCGCCGGCAUCUCUCGCCAUGAGGGCGUCGGUUAGGGAACGAUACGGCAUACAGGGGAGUGUGUGGAGCGACUGCCUGUACGGAUGCUGCUGCUACCCGCUAUCUUGGCUCCAGAUCUCCAGAGAGCUGAAGAGAAGAGCAGCAUCCCACGCCUCCUCCUCCUCCUCCUGCUGCUCCUCAGCCAGAUACACCGCUUUGACGUCCCUGCAGGGGGCGCACUUGGUCUAGACUCACCGAGCACCUCUGCCUGUCCUCCAGAGUACAGGAGCUGAUUUAAUCACACUUCCUCUGGUCCCCGAAGCCACUCCUUAGUACCUCAGAGAUUUCAGAAAGGGCACAAAAAGUCCCAAAGACAGAUAAGUUCACUUUGUACAGAACAGAACUGAUACUUUCAGAGCGAUCAGUAGUGAAGAACAGGAAAGGUGCAGCACUGAUAACAGCUGAAAGACUCAUAUUUUAGAAAUGACACAUCUUUACCCUUUAAAUCAAGCUCUGCUCUGUUUAUGACUGUGCAUAUGGCUGUAAUGACAUCUGCCACUGCUGAUUUAGUUUCUUUUUUUUUUGUUUGUUUUUUCGAAAAAUUAUCCACUAUAAGAAAAAAAAGACCAGCCAAAAAAAUUAUCCACUAUAAGAAAAAAAAGAGAACUGCC